Megalobrama amblycephala (Wuchang bream) is the source of this 3405-nucleotide messenger RNA. RefSeq names its product Src like adaptor 2b (gene sla2b). The record is from RefSeq and is a predicted model, not a curated record. Gene Ontology annotation, molecular function: protein binding. NCBI's taxonomy places the organism in Eukaryota, Metazoa, Chordata, Actinopteri, Cypriniformes, Xenocyprididae. The transcript has 8 exons. The coding region runs from base 1854 to 2651 and encodes 265 amino acids.
GUACAGUGUCCCAACUUUUUUGGAAUCGGGUUUGUAUGAAAAUGACUUUAAUAAGGGUCAGAAACAAGUUUUUUGAAGAAUUCAUGGAAUAUCAAGUUAAUAAAUGUUUUCAUUGAUAAAAUAUUUAAAAAAAAAAUCACAGCAUGCCAGGUCAAUUUGACCCCCUUUAUGCACUCUAGAGUUAAGUUUAACAGUUUAAAAAAAUAACAUGCAAAUUGGCCUGUAGAUGCAUAGAGAUUUGGCAGUGGUUGUGUCUAAGUGAGAAAAGAAUUCAUGUAAUUUGAAAGUAGUAGUCACUGAAUGCAUUUUGUGCCAAAGCAAUAAGAAAUGAUCCACAGUUUAGCCCACAUUGCCUGCUGUUGUGAUCACUGUGUAAAGAGUUUUAGAAAAGUGAAUACAUUUUCUUGUGUCUUCUGCAGAAGAAAGUAAGUUUGAAUUUGAAUUACACAAUUUACAUUUUGGUGUACCUUUGAGGAGCUGGGAAAGUGUAGAAAAUGGUCAAGGAAAACAAUGUUUUGGGGGCAAUAAAACAUUGACUAACACUGUAGUUAGACUUCAGGGAAAAGCUAAGUAUGAUGUGACCCAAAUCUCUUAAGUAAUCAGAUGCUCAAUGUGCACUUCUGUGCAUGACCCAUCUCAGCCAAACUUUUUUCUGUCAGCUCAGCCAGCUGUGAAAGUUUUCCGAUCACAAGCUAGACUGGUUUUAUUGAUUGCAUGUGGUCAAAGACGACACAUUUAGAAGCUAUUUUUAGAAACUGUGGCAUACACACUUCAAGCACUUCAAGUACAACAUUGACCACAGCAGAAAGGAUCUGUCAAUAACAGAUCUGUGCUGAGUGUUCUUUCCAUCUGAUGUGCACAAUCACACAGCUUGUGUACUUUUUCACUUACCGUAUAGAUUUGCUGAUUUGCUUCUCCUCUGAAAUUAGAGUGCAUUGAACUUUUUGUCACCAGGUAGGAUGACAUCCCACUACGACUUUAAUUAACUUACUCCACUUGUCAUGGGAAUUUGUAUCGGAACAUCUUCAGCUGCAUAAUUAACUACUCAACAUUUAGUGUGAAGUGAUGCAAGUCUGAAUCUAACAUGUUAUGAGUACAGAUGGCAUUGCAAUUCAGAAAUUCAUAUAAAGUUCAGUUUAAAUUUAUUUAUUUUUUCCCAGCUGGGAAAAUGAGCAGUCAUUUGUAGCAAUUCUCGCAUCUACGAUGAUCUGGAGUCAUUUAGUUUCCAUGACAGUUAUUGCUACGGCAAUUGGUUUCGGUGCAUUUGGGAAUAUUGAAAUUAAUACGUGCAGAAAGUAUCACCAGAGAAUUUCGAAACCUCUUUAAAUUUAGUAAGCCGCUUCCAUCGGCAUCUGUAUUGCUUCAUCAAUUAGCCCAUGACGUCAUGACAUUCAAAACCUUUCCCUCCACCAACAUCUGUGUUGUGUAUUAGUACGGCUCCAACAUGAUCAAAACAUCUUCCUAGUCUGCUCUCGCUGUCAGACAUCUGUGCGUCAGCAAAGGAGUGACAGUUAGACCUGUUCGUCACAGGAAACUGCAAGUAGUAAAUAAGUCUGCCUACCUCAGUGUGCUUGCAAAAACACUGAGACAACCACAGCAGCAUCCUACACCUCAAACUCAACUACUGCCUCUCAGCUUCAAGGAAACUAGCCUCUGAUCUGUGCCAAAAUCUCUCGAAAUAGUUUUCUCACUACGCUAUCUCAGUUUUCAGACCUUUUGCAUGCGCUCAUAAACAGAUGUGCAGGUGAAGGAGUUCUGUUUGCUUGUAAGGAAGGAUUGUCAUCAAAGUUAGCCUGAAGACCAUGAGAUUGUGGUUCCCAUCAGCAUUGUGCACCUAAACACUCCAGAGUAGCAUGGGCAGUCGGCCCAGUAAAGACCGGCGCGGAUCCAGCGCACAUGCUGUUCUCUUGGACACGGAGGAAAGAGCCGACUCGCUGUCCAUGGACAGCGGUAGAUGCGUGGUGGUGUCCCUGUACGACUAUCCGUCGAGAGGUCCGGGAGACUGUACCAUCAGAGUGGGGGAGAGGCUCAACAUUUUGUCAGAUGAGGGAGAGUGGUGGAAAGUAAGUUCGUCAGCCACAGGAAAUGAGAGCUACAUCCCCAGCAAUUACACUGCCAAAGUGUACAACAGGUGGCAGUUUGUGGGUCUCAGCAAACAGAAAGCAGAGGAACUUCUGAUGCUCCCUCAUAAUCAGCCCGGCUCCUUCCUUAUCAGAGAGAGCGAGACCUUCCCAGGUAACCACACUCUGUCAGUGCGUAAGAGCAGCUCGCAGGAGCGCGCUUCAGUCAAACACUACCGUAUCAACUGCAUCGAGAAUGGCUGGGUCUACAUCUCUCCUGGACUCACCUUCAGGACCCUCACAGACCUGGUUGCACACUAUUCAGAAGUAUCGGACGGGUUAUGCUGUACUCUGGGGGAGCCGUGCUUCAUCAUUGGAUCCAACAACGUUCCUGUUGUAACCGGCCCACCUCCGGUUGCCGUGAAGAGGCCCACUAUAAACUGGAAAGAUGUGAACAGCUCCAUGAUCUUCGGGCAGAGUAAAGAGGGUGCGGAGGAGUCUCUGGUGAGCGAAGGACUGAAGGAGGCCAUUAACUCGUACCUCUACAUGACGGAGGAAUGCGAGGACUGCUGUCAGCUCUGGGAAACAUGAGGAAGACUGUAGAGAGACUUGGAGGACGAGUGUUUGAAUGACUUUGGGCUCUUGAUGCUGUCGGUGAUGACGCACUUUCGUACAUAUAGAAACAGACCCAGAAACGAAAAAUAACCAAAAACUACAUCUAAGCGUCUAUUUUCAUUCGUGUAUUUCUUUGAAGAGAUGCGUAAAAAUUGUUUAAGAACGAAAGCGGCGUCGGAUGAAGCUCCCGGCCGAGCGCAUUGACUCAUUGCUGUUCUUCCAGAGUGGGUGCUGGAGACAAAGAUGUCACAGUUUCCUGUGUGGACUCGUUCCUGGCGGACAUGAAAGAGAACACGACUGAAGGAAAUAACGACAGAGGAGUGUGUGAGUGGGAGGGGGAACACAGCUGGGUGGCGUACGCAUCCAUUUCCACUCCUCUCACACUUUCUGGAACUUUAUCAGCGACUCGUUACAAAUGUGAUCGCGAUCAUUGAAUGAUGAGAUGAGGAACUCCAGAGAAGCUUUACAAGUGAUAUCAAAGAUAUUUUGAUACUGUUUUUUGUUGAAAAUGCCAAACAAAAUACUUAUUUAUGACUUGGAACAUAAAUGUGAAUCUUUGUAUAUAUGUACAGUUCCUUAAAGGGAUAGUUCACCCAAACAUGUCGAUUUUGCCAUCAAAAGAAUAGUAGUUUUGGUUUCCAUUGACUUCUAUUAUAAUUUUAGACCAGACAAUGGAGCCAAAACUGUUUAGUCACCAACAUUAUUCAUAAAAAACAUCUUUUACAUUCCA